AUGGCGCUGGCGGGGCCCCCGGGGGGCGCGGGCUGGACCUGGCGGCCGGUGGCCCGGGACGCGCUCCUGGCGCGGGCCUUCCACUCCUGCACCGAGCUGCGGGGCCGCUUCUACGUGGUGGGGGGCCUCCCGGGCGGAGGGGCCUCGGAGCCGAGCGGCGACACGGUGCUCUUCGACCCCGCCGCGGGCCAGGCGGUGCGGGGCGCCGGGGACGGCCCGCGGCGCAGCCACCACGACGCGGCGCCGGUGGGCGGGCGCUGGCUGUGCGUGGUGGGCGGCUGGGACGGCUCGCGCCGCCUGGCCACCGUGGCCGCCCUGGACGCCGAGCGCGGAGCGUGGGAGGCGUGGAGCGCGGCCCCCGGCAGCCGGCCACCCGUCGGCCUCAGCAGCCACACGUGCACCCGCGUGUCGGACCGGGAGCUGCGGGUGGCGGGCCGGGAGGGCGGGACCCGCACCCAGCGGCGCUGCGGGAGCAUCUUCACGCUGAGGCUGGACCCCGGCGCGCGCACCUACUGCUACAAGGAAGAGGGCUGCCGCACGGCCUCGCGCGCAGGCCACUGCGCUGCCCUGCUCCCGACUCCGGGGCCCCGCCCAGGCCACCAGCUAUUGCUCUUUGGGGGCUGUAGCUCCCCCGAACCGGAAGUGGCUGGGCAUUGGAGUCUGGGGAAGAUUAAGGAGGAGCCCCCUGCUGCCCCUCAUCUGACGGAACAGCUUGCCAGGCUCGUGAGCAAGGGGCAGGGGGCCCGGCAGGGGCCUCGGGGACUGCGGCAUCACUCAUGCUCUGUGGUGGGGCCCUUUGCUGUGCUGUUUGGUGGAGAGACUCUGACCAGAGCCAGAGACACCAUCUGCAAUGACCUCUACAUCUAUGAUACGCGCAAGUCCCCUCCUCUGUGGUUUCACUUCCCCUGUGCAGACCCUGGGCUGAAACGUGUGGGCCACCGGACCUGCCUUUGGAACGAUCAGCUUUACCUGGUUGGGGGCUUUGGUGAGGAUGGCAGGACACCCAGUCCACAGGUUUGCAUCCUGGACCUAUUUAUCUAAAGAAUAGUGCCAAGACGCACUGCCAAGCCUGUUUUGUUGCAGACUCCUAAAGCAUUGCUCCCAGACCUAUCUGCCUCAUUUCAAAUGCUUAUUAAAUUUCAAUCUGAGUCAA
This is a messenger RNA of Nyctereutes procyonoides (raccoon dog), 1153 nucleotides long. It is a transcript of the gene KLHDC9, whose product is annotated as kelch domain containing 9. Gene Ontology annotation, molecular function: cyclin binding. The record is from RefSeq and is a predicted model, not a curated record. The transcript has 4 exons. NCBI's taxonomy places the organism in Eukaryota, Metazoa, Chordata, Mammalia, Carnivora, Canidae. Bases 1 to 1041 code for a protein of 346 amino acids.